This is a messenger RNA of Physella acuta, 2026 nucleotides long. RefSeq lists its product as uncharacterized. NCBI's taxonomy places the organism in Eukaryota, Metazoa, Mollusca, Gastropoda, Physidae. The record is from RefSeq and is a predicted model, not a curated record.
CCUUAGCAGACGUAAACAAUUUUUAAAAUGGCUGCUUCUGACGAAGAGGCAAAAACUUAUAUCACUUUAAAACGUAAGCUUUCACCACAAAAAACGUCAUUUACAUCCAACCCGUACCCAGUCGAUGUUACUGAAACGCACAAACAAGCUUCGAUCGCUAGAACCGCCUCUGAAUAUGACUCCGGUGGGUUAGGCAGUCCUCCUAAAAAACGUUUAUUUGUGACUGUUGACGCUGAUGGAAAUCAAGUUCAAGUAGAGGUGCCACACAAUGCUUUGCCUGAAGGAGUCAAUCCUGAUGACACGAAUUCUUACAUUGUGAAUGCAGAAGACAUCAAUCUCGAUUUGACAUCAUAUUCUUAUUCUGUAGUAGUUGAUGGAAUUGUUGAGGAUGUUGACUUGAAUGAUUGUCAGUACAGUGAUGAACCAGUGAAGGGAAGUUUGAAACCUGAUGAAUUAGAUGAAGGGGAAAGUGAAAGUGGCGAUGAACACGACGAUGUUGAAGAAAAAGAUGCAAAUUACAUUAUAUCUGAGCCCGAUGAUGCAGAUCCAAUGUUUAAGUCGCAUUAUAGGAUGAGCCGUAUUGUUGCAUCUGAACUAAUGGAUAAAAUUGGUUCACAUCCAAAAAUGAAUGGCAGAGUGCAGACUUUAGAACAAAAAGUUCUGGCUUCUCUGUUUCUCCUUGGCAAUAAGACCAGCUACAUCGUUGCCUCGGACAAGUUCCACAUGUCCAAGGGAUCGCUGUAUUUGACUCUUAAAAACUUUUGUCAGGUUCUUACAGAGAUGCGAAGUGAUUACAUCAAAUGGCCUAUUGAUCAAAUUGGACUUAGAAAAAUUGCCCAAGAGUUUGAACAAGAAACAGGAAUGCCAGGAGUAGUUGGAGCUAUUGAUGGUAUCCAUUUUCCUAUUAAGCAAAAGUCCCGCUUGGCCCAUGCUUACAGAAACAACCAAAACUAUCUCAGUAUCCAUAUGCAAGCAGUCUGUGAUGCGAACCUUAUGUUCCUUGAUGUCCACUGUGGUAAUCCGGGUUCUGUUGAUGAUGAGACAGUCUAUAGAUCAUGUGAUCUGAGGGAUAAGCUUUUGCAUGACCCCUUGCCAGCAGAUCUUCAUCUAGUUGGCGAUUCAGGAUAUCCCUUAGAACCCUUUAUGUUAACACCAUAUCCAGGUGACAUACGUCGUUUGUCACCUUCUCAGAGAGAGUUUAAUGAGCGUCACAACAGUGCUUUGCUAGCAGUUAAACUGUCGCUACAACUUCUGCAGGGGCGGUUUCAGCGCCUAAAGUUUCUUGACAUGGAGAGGGAAUCUGACAUCCCUGUUACUAUUGUUGCCUGCUGUGUGCUUCACUGUUUUCUUCUACAAGAAGAAUGUGAAGAUGAUGAUGAGUUCUUAGAUUUUACAGAUAUUGAUCCUAACCCUGAUAUAAAUAAAUCAGAAAAAGAGCUUAGAGCACUUAGCAACCAUUACCAACCAGAGGCAGCCAGUAAACGAGAUGUGUUGGCUAAUUUAAUAUCACCAGUUCAGUGCUAGAUUGCAUUUUUCUGUUUUGUUAUUCUGUUUUAUUGUUACCAGUUUUCCUAGUGUUCAACAGUAGAGAAACCAGUAUUAAAGUGUAUAUACUAAGCACUCUGUGAUAAGGCUGUCUUCAGAUAGCUCAGAAAGUAUUGAGAUUUUUUUUAAAAAGGUAAAAUAAUGGGAUGGAUCCACCCAACCAGAAUUAGCCACUAAUUAAUUUAAUUUCUUAGACCUCCUAUAUGUCUAAGCUGGAAGUAUUUGUUGUGAAGAUGAUAUUUAAAAUUUAUAAAUUGAAUCAUCAUAAUUUUUAAAAACUGACAUCCCAAGAAGAUAUAUGUUAAAAAGAUCAGCUAUGCAUAUUUUGGUGAUUUCUGUAAAUAGGUAUUUUUUUAUCAUCUCUGAUAAGUAAUCUCAAAAGAUACUUAUAAAUUUUACUAAUAAACAAGUUUUACCCCUAAAGAUGUAAGAAGUGACUAGUAGGACAAUUAUUUAUUCAAUAUUAUAAAUCUAUUUACAA